UCCACCCCACUUUGCAGAGGCGGAGACUGACCUGCCUUGUGAUGUAGCUGGGGCGUGGCCUGGGAUGCACCAAGAGGGGAGGCCACUGUGUGUCCUUGCCGUAGAGGGAGGUGACUCCAGCCGCAGAGGAGGACGCAGAAUGAGGGCCAUGCGGGCUUCCCAGGCGUUGAUUCGCUCCUUCAGCUCAACAGCUCGGAACCGCUUGGAGAACCGAGUGGCGGAGAAACAGAAACUCUUCCAGGCGGACAAUGACCUUCCGGUGCACUUGAAGGGCGGGGGAACUGACAACAUUCUCUACCGAUUGACCAUGGGACUGUGUCUGGGAGGCACGGUCUACAGUCUGUAUUGCCUUGGCUGGGCUUCCUUCCCCCACCAGAAGUGAGACCAAGAAGCCUGCAGGACCUGAAGGACUUGAACAAGCAUCAAUAAAUGUGCUGGCUUAUUGGGGAA
Messenger RNA from Myotis daubentonii (Daubenton's bat), 450 nucleotides. It is a transcript of the gene COX7A1, whose product is annotated as cytochrome c oxidase subunit 7A1. NCBI's taxonomy places the organism in Eukaryota, Metazoa, Chordata, Mammalia, Chiroptera, Vespertilionidae. Gene Ontology annotation, biological process: mitochondrial electron transport, cytochrome c to oxygen; mitochondrial respirasome assembly; regulation of oxidative phosphorylation. The record is from RefSeq and is a predicted model, not a curated record. Gene Ontology annotation, cellular component: respiratory chain complex IV.